AUGGCUAGCAAACGCACUAUGCCAACUGGCAGGGAGUCUCCCUCGGCCCCCCACUUUUCUCCUACACCCCUCAGUGUCACUUGUUACUUUGCAGCCCUGGAAAAACUAUUCGGCCUGUUUGAACCAGCUGUCACUGCUGGAGCUGACAAGAUCGACUGGGCCCGCUUUUACACUGAUGACAACACAUACAAAUUAUGGGUUCAGAUCCACGACGGCAUGGAAACUGCGAAAAAGGACUCGUACGAAGAUUCCAAGGCCGAAAUACUGAAGUACUACCCUGGCGCAGCAAAUAAUGAACACUGGUACACAACUCGGGACCUCGAUGACCUCGUUCACAAGUGGCAACACACCCUACCCGAUAUUUUGCAGCAGACGUCUGCCGAAAUCUUGCAGACCGUAAAAGAUGUCUUGUCGCAUACGGCAGAACCCAACCCCAAAUAA
Molecule: messenger RNA, 441 nt
Organism: Dacryopinax primogenitus
Lineage: Eukaryota; Fungi; Basidiomycota; Dacrymycetes; Dacrymycetales; Dacrymycetaceae
Exons: 1
Coding region: 1-441 (146 amino acids)
Source: RefSeq, a predicted model, not a curated record